Messenger RNA from Caenorhabditis briggsae, 648 nucleotides. The record is from RefSeq and is a predicted model, not a curated record. The transcript has 2 exons. NCBI's taxonomy places the organism in Eukaryota, Metazoa, Nematoda, Chromadorea, Rhabditida, Rhabditidae. The coding region runs from base 1 to 648 and encodes 215 amino acids.
AUGAAGUUUGCUCUUUUCUUCUUGAUUUCUACCUUUUUAAAAGUGAAUUCGGACUUUUCAAAGAAUAUCAAAAAGAUUGUGAAUCAUCAUUUGUGCGAAUCUCAGAAUCUCAGAAACUCAGAAACUCAGAAUCUCAGAAUCUCAAAAUCUCAGAUCUCAGAAUCUCAGAAUCUCAGAAUCUCAGAAUCUCAGAAUCUCAGAAUCUCAGAAUCUCAGAAUCUCAGAAUCUCAGAAACUCAGAAUCUCAGAAUCUCAGGAUCUCAGAAUCUCAGAAUCUCAGAAUUUCAGAAUCUUAGAAUCUCAGAAUCUCAGAAUCUCAGAAUUUCAGAAUCUCAGAAUCUCAGAAUCUCAGAAUCUCAGAAUCUCAGAAUCUCAGAAUCUCAGAAUCUCAGAAUUUCAGAAUCUCAGAAUCUCAGAAUCUCAGAAUUUCAGAAUCUUAGAAUCUCAAAAUCUCAAAAUAUCAGAAUCUCAGAAUAUCAGAAUCUCAGAAUCUCAGAAUCUCAGAAUCUCAGAAUCUCAGAAUCUCAGAAUCUCAGAAUCUCAGAAUCUCAGAAUCUCAGAAUCUCAGAAUCUCAGAAUCUCAGAAACUCAGAAUCUCAGAAUCUCAGGAUCUCAGAAUCUCAGAAUCUCAGAAUUUCAGAAUCUUAG